Molecule: messenger RNA, 1334 nt
Organism: Acanthochromis polyacanthus (spiny chromis)
Lineage: Eukaryota; Metazoa; Chordata; Actinopteri; Pomacentridae
Product: taste receptor type 1 member 1-like
Exons: 1
Coding region: 192-1334 (380 amino acids)
Biological process (GO): G protein-coupled receptor signaling pathway
Cellular component (GO): membrane
Molecular function (GO): G protein-coupled receptor activity
Source: RefSeq, a predicted model, not a curated record
AUGUCCUACAGGAUUUGCAAGAAAGCAAGUUCCAAGCCACAAAUGUUGCUUCACUUGUAUAAUCUGUCCAAAUAGAACUUACAUCAACAUCACAGGUAAACUAUUACAUUUCCAUUCCAUUGACCAACGGACAUGCCAAGAAGUCCAGAGCUAAAGAAGUAAACAAUGACUGUAAAAUAACCUGUUGUUUGAUGUACUAUACCAUUGUCUUUAACUGCACAUCAGAACAGUCACUGUCAUCACGUAAUAUUAGCACUGUUGCUGAAAUGACCUGUUGGAUAGUCACUACUGUUAAAAAUAACAAGUUUCAAUUAAAAACACAUCUUUACAGCAUGUACAAUAUAAAAGCAUCGAUCUUUGUUCAUUAUUUUUGUUGUCUGUCUGUCCAUCUCUCAUGUAAAACAGAGGAUCCCUACAGCUGCAUCAGCUGCAAGCUCACAGAAUGGUCUGCAGAGGGAAGUACGUCCUGCAACCAGCGUCUGGUGGAGUUCAUACCGUUUACAGACAGCGGGGCCAUACUGAUCAUGCUGGGGGCCGGGGCUUUGGUGGGCCUCACUCUAGCUGUAUCUGUUCUCUUUGCUGUUAACUACAACACGCCUGUUGUCAGAUCUGCUGGGGGGCCGAUGUGCUUCCUGAUUCUAGGCUGCCUCAGUCUGUGCAGCAUCAGUGUUUUCUUUUACUUUGGCCAGCCAUCAGUUCCUUCUUGUGUCUUGAGGUUUCUACCAUUUUUCUUGUUCUACACCGUUUGUCUGGCGUGUUUUGUGGUGCGCUCCUUUCAGAUUGUUUGCAUCUUCAAAAUAGCCGCCAAGUUCCCCAAACUCCACAGCUGGUGGAUGAAGUAUCACGGACAGUGGCUGGUCAUCGUUGUAGCGUUUACAGCUCAGGCCCUCUUGCUUAUUUUUGGCUAUUCUUGUGCCCCUCCAAAGCCUUACAAUGAGACAGUGUGGUACCCUCGAGAAAUCAUACUCAGCUGUGACAUCGAUCUUAUCGCAACAUCUGGUUCUAUAGUCUUACUGUCAUCAUUAGCCUCCCUUUGCUUUAUUUUCUCCUACAUGGGAAAAGAUCUCCCGAAAAACUACAACGAGGCCAAAGCAAUCACCUUCUGCCUCCUGCUGCUGAUCCUCACAUGGAUCGUCUUUGCCACUGAGUACAUGCUUUAUCGAGGCAAAUACAUCCAGAUAUUUAACGCCCUGGCUGUGCUCUCCAGUCUCUACUCCUUUCUGUUGUGGUAUUUCCUCCCGAAAUGUUACAUCAUUAUUUUUCAGCCACAUAAAAAUACGCAGCAGUACUUCCAAGGUCUCAUUCAGAGCUACACCAAAACUAUCAGCCAGUAG